Triticum turgidum subsp. durum (durum wheat) is the source of this 1344-nucleotide messenger RNA. Lineage: Eukaryota; Viridiplantae; Streptophyta; Magnoliopsida; Poales; Poaceae. The record is from the annotation of a GenBank genome assembly.
AUGUCCAGAUGCUGCUUCACUGGAGUUGGAUCCAUCAACAGCCAAGUAUAUUUCAUGGACGAACAUGCACCUGAGAUUCCAGUUGGUUAUAGCAGUUCCGCCACUUCACCAGCCAGCAGCGUCUGGGAGAGUCACCAGAUCCUACACAUGCAUGCACCCUUCCCCUCAUGGAGCCCCCACACCGGCACACUCCUUACCGCCGCUGCCACUGACCCGGCAACCUUCUGCGAGGAUCCCUUGUCACCAGCCCGCACACACCUUCCAAGCGGGCAUCUAUGGAACCAGACUGACCUUAGCAUGGGAGUUCAUGGGAGCAGCAACGAGCUUGGCGGGAGCAGUGGCCAUGGAAAGGACUUCCUUUCCUUGCUCGAAGCGAGGACGGUGAUGCCAGAAAUGCUCGAUGAUUUCUCCUCGGCGGCAUGCGACUACCUCAAAGGGAUGGACGGCAGCGACUACAACAGCAUCUCCGGAUCAGCUUCCUAUGGUUUUGACAGUGGCGGUCCGUACGCUGGCCCCAGUGUUCUGCCCGUCAGGCGUGAUGGGAUUGCGAGCUCUCCACCGGUGUACCUCGGGAACAGUACCUUGGUGCAAGAGAGCAUGAUGGGUUGCAUGCCAAGCCACAACCACGAGGUAAAACUAGAUGGUUCCCAGCAGCAGGAGCUUGGAGCUCCCAUGAAUGCAUUCCUGCACAAAACGCUUCCUACUAGUGUUGCAAUUCAUGGAAGCCCUCUGGGUUAUUCUGGCUCUGGGAGCGAAAGGGCUUUCCCGGAGGGCCGAGUAAUGCAGGUUUCGUUUGAUGCUAGGAUUUCACCAGAUGCAAUCUAUGCUAGUGGUUACAGAUCAAAAACAGAAUUGGCACAUACCAAUCAGUAUGAGCAACGUACUAUUUUGGCAAGGACUGGUACAGGUCAAAGUGGUGCUGCAGGUGAUCCUAAGAAGAGAAAAUCAGAGGAAAAGUUGGCAGGCAACGGAAAGAGGUCGAAGAAAGAUACUUCAAGUAGAUCACCUCCCAAGGCAGAAGUGCCUGAUAUGAAGUUGGGAGAGAGAGACAAGAUCAUAGCAUUGCAGCAGAUCAUCUCACCGUAUGGGAAGACGGAUAGAGCGUCAGUGUUGUAUGAAACCAUCAAGCACAUCGAAUAUCUACAUGAGCAAAUACAGCUAUUGAGUGAACCCUACAUGAAGAAUAGCACAAACGAGGUGCCCUUUCAAUGGGGAGGUAAAGAGGAGGACUUGAGAGGCAGAGGGCUUUGCUUGGUCCCUGUUUCUUGCACCCCGCAAGUUUUCCAGGAUAAUAGCCUGCCGGACUGCUGGACGCCGGUGUACAAGAGCUCCCGGUACCAAUGA